UAUUACAUAAUUUAGAAGACCUGCCGAAAAUUGUUCUCCCAAGUGCACAAGAUAAUACAAAAUGUUCGGGGCCGUAAGUAAAGUUGGUAGUGGCCUUUUAGCCGCUAAGGCAGUUGCAGAGAAGGCCCUCACGGAAUGUGGCAGAGUAGUUUCUGUUACCGCCGGCAACAAGAGGGACUACGCUGCUAAGGCUGCAGCAGGCAAGGGGCAAGGUAAAGUUGUUGCUGUUAUCGGUGCCGUAGUAGAUGUACAGUUCGAUGACAACCUGCCUCCUAUCCUAAAUGCGCUGGAAGUACAGAACCGCCAGCCCCGUCUGGUGUUGGAGGUCGCGCAACACUUGGGAGAGAACACCGUGCGCACAAUCGCUAUGGACGGUACUGAGGGCCUGGUGCGCGGUCAGCCUGUGCUUGACUCUGGGUCGCCAAUUCGUAUCCCCGUUGGCCCCGAGACUCUCGGCCGUAUCAUCAACGUUAUCGGUGAGCCCAUCGACGAGCGAGGCCCCAUCCCGACUGACAAGACCUCUGCCAUCCAUGCCGAGGCCCCAGAAUUCGUCGACAUGAGCGUACAACAGGAGAUUCUGGUCACUGGUAUUAAAGUCGUGGACCUGCUGGCUCCCUAUGCCAAGGGAGGUAAGAUUGGUCUUUUCGGCGGCGCUGGCGUCGGGAAGACUGUAUUGAUUAUGGAACUGAUCAAUAACGUCGCCAAAGCCCAUGGUGGUUACUCAGUGUUCGCCGGCGUAGGUGAGCGCACCCGUGAGGGCAACGACUUGUAUCAUGAAAUGAUAGAGGGCGGCGUCAUCUCCCUCAAGGACAAGACAUCCAAGGUAUCACUAGUGUACGGCCAGAUGAAUGAGCCCCCAGGCGCGCGUGCCCGAGUCGCUUUGACUGGCCUCACUGUUGCAGAGUACUUCCGUGACCAGGAGGGUCAGGAUGUGCUAUUGUUCAUUGACAACAUCUUCCGUUUCACCCAGGCUGGUUCUGAGGUAUCUGCCUUGUUGGGACGUAUCCCAUCUGCUGUAGGUUAUCAGCCCACUCUGGCCACUGACAUGGGUACCAUGCAGGAGCGUAUCACCACCACUAAGAAGGGCUCCAUCACCUCCGUACAAGCUAUUUAUGUGCCUGCAGAUGACUUGACUGACCCUGCUCCUGCCACCACCUUUGCUCAUUUGGAUGCCACCACAGUGUUAUCCCGUGCCAUUGCUGAGCUGGGAAUCUAUCCUGCUGUGGACCCUCUCGACUCCACCUCUCGUAUCAUGGACCCCAACAUCAUUGGUGCCGACCAUUACAAUGUCGCUCGUGACGUGCAGAAGAUCUUGCAGGAUUACAAGUCACUUCAGGACAUCAUUGCUAUCCUGGGUAUGGAUGAGUUGUCUGAGGAGGACAAGCUGACAGUUUCCCGCGCGCGUAAGAUCCAGCGUUUCCUAUCGCAGCCUUUCCAAGUUGCUGAGGUGUUCACAGGACAUGCUGGGAAGUUGGUGCCUCUUGAAGAAACCAUUAAGGGCUUCUCCCAAAUUCUAACUGGUGAGUACGAUCACCUUCCCGAGGUUGCGUUCUACAUGGUUGGCCCCAUCGAGGAGGUUGUCGCGAAGGCCGAAACUCUAGCCAAGAGCACAUAAUAGAGAUGUCAUUAAUGUGAAUGGAUGAGAAUGUAAAUCGUAUUUCUUAAUAAAUUACUAGUGGUAACUA
Hyposmocoma kahamanoa is the source of this 1685-nucleotide messenger RNA. It is a transcript of the gene Atpsyn-beta, whose product is annotated as ATP synthase subunit beta, mitochondrial-like. The record is from RefSeq and is a predicted model, not a curated record. The transcript has a single exon. Lineage: Eukaryota; Metazoa; Arthropoda; Insecta; Lepidoptera; Cosmopterigidae. Gene Ontology annotation, molecular function: ATP binding; ATP hydrolysis activity; proton-transporting ATP synthase activity, rotational mechanism. Gene Ontology annotation, biological process: proton transmembrane transport; proton motive force-driven mitochondrial ATP synthesis. Bases 62 to 1615 code for a protein of 517 amino acids.